Molecule: messenger RNA, 3123 nt
Organism: Cladophialophora psammophila CBS 110553
Lineage: Eukaryota; Fungi; Ascomycota; Eurotiomycetes; Chaetothyriales; Herpotrichiellaceae
Exons: 2
Coding region: 1-3123 (1040 amino acids)
Source: RefSeq, a predicted model, not a curated record
AUGGCCGCAAAUGGCGACAAUAGUGAGAGCGACACCAGUGAUCUGAACCCCAGAGCGAGCCUACGUCAAUCAUCAUACAUUGAUCCCGCUACUGGCACACGGUUGAGCAAAACAUUUACCCUCCACAACUUCGACCAUCCCGAUGCCUCACGCCACGACGUGGACGACGCCACUCCUUUACUGGGACAAAUCGAAGAAUACCGUGCAGGCGGUCCUUGGCCCAGCCAUGGCUUGUUGGUAUCAAAGAGCUUGGAAUAUGCGAGCUGGGCUAGGCGACUCAUGCUCUCAGAUACGGGAAAGGCGAUCUUCAAAUGCGCUCUGGCGUACCUCUUGGGCAGUCUGGCCACCUUUGUUCCCCAGUUGAGCGAAGUGUUUGGCAAACAGAACUCGAAACAUAUGGUCGCCACGAUCACAGUCUAUUUUCAUCCCGCGAGAUCUCUCGGGAGUAUGUUAGAUGCCCUGCUUUUGGCUACGUCUGCGUUUUUCUACGUGGCUGUCGUGUCCCUCCUCAGCAUGACAGUCGCCGCCUUUUUUGCAGAUACAGUCCACCUCAUUGAGCUUGGACACGCCAUUGUUCUGGUUAUCUUCGUUGGAGGCGGUCUGGGGCUUGUCGGUUGGAUCAAGCUUAGGAGGAAUGAUCCCUUGGUGAACAUAGCAUGCUCUCUGGCCUCCCUGAGCCUGGUCACUAUCCUCACGAAAGAAGGUGCUGUUCAGGCAGGCGACUACUCCACGAAGUCAAUCUCGCAGAUCCUCAAGAUGAUCGUUGCCGGUGUCAUAGCUACGAUACUGGUUUCUUUCUUGAUUUUCCCCAUCUCCGCCAGGCACAAGUUGAGGAAAAAUCUCCUUCACGUAACCGAUGCCCUUGCUGACAUGCUUGCCUUGAUUACGAGCAGUUUCUUAUCUGGAGAUGAAGCAGAACUGGAAGACAGUGUCUUUCAGGCCAUUAGUGACCAACACAAAAAACUUUCUUCCACGAUCCCCCAAAAUUUGAAAGAAGCAAGAUAUGAACAUUAUUUGCUGGGCACUGAGACACAAGCCCUGAUUGAGGCUAGGCUAGCGCAGUGCAUUCAGCGGAUCUCGCAGAGCAUUGGCGGUCUUCGGAGUGCUGCAGCCAUGCAGUUUGUCGUUACAAAGCAACCGGCCUUUGGGUCUGUGCAAUUCACGGCAGAGCAAACUUCUACGCCACGCUGGAUGGACUCCAUGGAGAGCUCCAAAGUCAGUACAAACGAUCGAGACUUGUUGAGUUACUUUGUGCCGCAGUUGCCUGUGCAGGAAUCAACUAGGCCACUGACUGGGUCGUUGUCGGGCCCAACACACACGCCGUUUCGAUCACCCGCACAAAUUUUCGAGCUUUUCAUUCGCCAUUUGGGCCCUUCCAUGAGAUCUCUCGCUUUCACACUGAAGGAAGUGCUGGAUGACUUUCCUUUUGAUGCCUCAAAACGUUACGCCAUUGCAUCCAAUCCCAUAUUCAAAUCAAGCCUUGAUCGAGCAUUGGAAUUGUACAAGGAGUCUCGAAAAGACUCACUUCUUGUUGUCUAUGGUCAGAAGGAUAUGGAUCGGUCUCGACCAAAAGCUGUUCAAGCGGAUUGGGAGGAUGCUGCCGCGUGUUGCGGCCACUUUUCAUUCUCUUUGGUGGAAGUAGCUGAAUCCGUGAAAGAAUAUUUAAUCAUCCUCGACGAACUACAGCUCGAGGUCGACGAACAUCCUGCUGGGAAGACGUGGCACUGGCUGAAGUUUUGGCGAUCGCCCUACAGCCAAACAGAUCUGACAGGGAUUGACCCCGAUUUUGCCAAACUGGCAAAAAGGUCUGAUGAACUCGAGGUCAAGUUUAGCGACAAUCGUCUCAAGGUGUCUCCACAGCAUGAGGUACCUCAGUGGCCCGAUCAACCUCGCUUCAAACAAUUGUUUUUCCGCUACCUCUACGCAGCUGCAUCUUUUUUCCGACGUGACGAUAUCAGGUUUGCCAUCAAAGUCGGGCUGGGCGCCAUGUUGUACGCACUGCCGAGUUUCAUCUCCUCGACACGGCCCAUCUACCAGCAUUGGCGAGGAGAAUGGGGCUUAGUCUCAUAUAUGCUGGUGUGCAGCAUGACAAUCGGGGCGUCGAACACGACAGGCUACUCGAGAGUGCUUGGAACCUGUCUCGGAGCUGCUCUCGCUGUGGCUGCGUGGGAAAUAUCGCAUGAAAAUCCCGUCGUACUGUGCCUUUUCGGGGCAUGUAUGGCGUACUGGACCGCAUACAUGAUCAUCGGAAAAGGCAAAGGCCCGAUGGGCCGCUUCAUCAUGUUGACCUACAACCUCAGUGCCUUGUACGCGUACAGUCUUGCUGGUCGUGAUGAUGAAGAUGAUGGAGAUGAAGAGGAUGCCGCCAAGAAUCCUUUGAUCCUUGCAAUUGCCGGACAUCGGGUCGUCGCAGUAAUCUCUGGUUGCAUAUGGGGUCUGAUCAUUACACGCGCUGUCUGGCCCAUAUCGGCUCGGCAAAAGCUGAAAGAUGGUCUUGCACUACUGUGGCUUCGCAUGGGCUUGAUCUGGAAGAGGGACCCAUUGGCCAUGCUGACCGAGGGUAUCUCACCAGACCGAUAUAUGAACCUCCGAGAGGAAUUCUAUCUGCAGCGGUUUCUGGCUAAGCUCCAGAGCCUGGUAGAGGCUUGUAAAAGCGAGUUCGAGCUCCGGCGGCCGUUCCCCCAUGCAAUCUACGGUCGGAUCCUCAGGAGCACUGAGCAGAUGCUUGAAUCCUUCCACGCAAUGAAUGAGGUCCUUCUCAAGGAUUUAAACACAUCCCUCGGGGAGGAGGCACUUCUGAAGGCCACAGUCAAUGAACGAGCACAACUGUGCAGGCGAAUCAGUCAUUUGUUCAGCGUUCUGGCAAGUUCUAUGAAGUUGGAAUAUUCAAUGACGAGUGACGCGUUGCCCAGCAUCGACCAUACGCGGGAUAGGCUCUUGGCAAAGAUUUUUGAGUAUCGGCAGAGUGACGCACAGGAGCAAAAGACCAAAGAUGAGGAUUAUAGUCUCUUGUACACGUAUGCCUUAGUCACAGGCCAGCUAAGCCUCGGGAUCCAGGAUGUAUUGAAGGAGAUAGAAAACCUCUUUGGGGUCCUUGAUGAGGAGGCGUUGCGGCUUCAGUAG